This is a messenger RNA of Andrographis paniculata, 720 nucleotides long. RefSeq names its product 40S ribosomal protein S14. The record is from RefSeq and is a predicted model, not a curated record. The transcript is spliced from 6 exons. Gene Ontology annotation, biological process: maturation of SSU-rRNA from tricistronic rRNA transcript (SSU-rRNA, 5.8S rRNA, LSU-rRNA); ribosomal small subunit assembly; translation. Gene Ontology annotation, cellular component: cytosolic small ribosomal subunit; ribosome. The coding region runs from base 77 to 529 and encodes 150 amino acids. Lineage: Eukaryota; Viridiplantae; Streptophyta; Magnoliopsida; Lamiales; Acanthaceae. Gene Ontology annotation, molecular function: small ribosomal subunit rRNA binding; mRNA 5'-UTR binding; structural constituent of ribosome.
UGCAAUUAGGGUUCUGCUAUUCGACCAGCAGCAGUGUAGCUUAGAAACCUCGCCGCCCUCCGCCGCAGCUGAAGCCAUGUCGAGGAGAAAGACCAGAGAGCCCAAGGAAGAGAAUGUUACCCUUGGACCUGCGACUAGGGAUGGAGAAUUGGUCUUUGGCGUGGCGCAUAUAUUUGCUUCAUUUAAUGAUACUUUCAUUCAUGUCACUGACUUGUCUGGAAGGGAAACAAUGGUUCGCAUUACAGGUGGCAUGAAGGUGAAGGCUGAUAGGGAUGAAUCUUCUCCGUAUGCAGCUAUGCUCGCAGCGCAAGAUGUUUCCCAAAGAUGCAAGGAGUUGGGCAUUAAUGCUCUUCACAUAAAGCUCCGAGCUACAGGGGGGAAUAAGACUAAAACCCCAGGCCCUGGUGCUCAGUCUGCACUUAGAGCACUUGCUCGUUCUGGAAUGAAGAUUGGCCGAAUAGAGGAUGUGACGCCAAUUCCUACUGACAGCACCCGAAGAAAGGGUGGCAGGAGGGGAAGGAGGCUUUAAUCUUUCCUUGCCAUUUCGAAUGCUUCCAGUUGUUGGGACACUAUUUUCUUCGAGGUUACAAGCUUUAGUAAUAUUGUUUGGGAACUUUCUCUAUGUUUUAAAUCUGAAUUGGAACUUAAUAUGAGAUUGAAUUUCAUGGACCUGUAAUAAUGCUUAAUUUUCUUUUUUGUUUUUAUUUUAGUGUUUCUGCC